AUGGGCCAACUUAACAAGAGUGAGGCUAGUAGAGUAUUAGCACUAGUCGACGACAUAAGUAAGUACCUAGGAAAAGACCAGAAGCCGACCAGUGGACAUCAACCAGUGGCUACACCAGCCCAUAUGUCUACACCGACGCACAUGUCUACACCAGCCCAUAUGUCUACACGGAAGCACAUGUCUACACCAGCCCAUAUGUCUACACCGACGCACAUGUCUACACCAGCCCAUAUGUCUACACCGACGCACAUGUCUACACCAGCCCAUAUGUCUACACCGACGCACAUGUCUACACCGACUCAUAUGUCUACACCGACGCACAUAGCCAAUAGUUACCAGCGAGAAGACACAGUCGAUAAUACAAUCAACAAGGGGGUACCAGGUGGUGCCGAGGCAGUCUACAGUCAGUCGUCUACGCCCCGGGCACAGUCAGUCUCUCAAGCAGCUGCGGCAGUCUGUUGUCAACACCAGAGGCAAGUCAGUGGCAGCCCGGGACUAAACUUUUCAUACCGGGACAAAAACGCAUCGAACGACCUGUACACUAACGAUGAUUACGUCCUGAUUACGGCUUUCGACCAUCAGACGGAACCAGAGAACUUCAUGUUUCCAUCUGUCGAGGCAAACAACAAUAACAUUCAGCUGCAAGACGUCAACCAGAUCAACGGCAAUACGUGUUACAUGACUGAGGGGUCGACUGGAUCACCUUUUCGUCAGGGAGGGUUUACGGGGCAACCUCACUCUGCCGCCGCCCACCAGCAGCAGUCUGUGAGAGGUCAUCUAUAUCAACCUCCUCGGCUCCUUCCUAGAAGCACGGCAUUGGCGUCGAGGAGCCAUUCCGUCACUGGGUUACCGACGCCUAUGGAAAGACACGGUUUGUAUCACGACGAAUGCUCUGAGUUAUACCGCUAUAUGGAUUCCUGCUCGCACCAGAUACACGCCUUGUGUAUGGAGAGUGAGAACAACACUCAGGGCUCCCAGACGUCGAUCUCCCAGCUGUCGAAUAUCGCCUCAUCGGGAUACCAGAGCUUCGCCUAUUCCCAGUCUUCCUCCCCUGUUGAUCCCCUCCUACACACUGACAAUUCGAGCUUGUUGUCUCGUGAGAAUGGGAAUCCUGGUGUACUGGGGUUGAGACAAGUUCUCCACGCGUCCCCUUUAGCCUCGCCUCUGCAUCUCCCAGCUACCACCACUAGGCAUCGCGCCGUGGCUGUACAUCUGGCUUACUUAGGUCACGCCGGUCACGUGUCGCUUCAUGGUACGCCUAGACACAAUCCCAAAGUCACUCAGCCUCAAGGCGGUCCGUAUAGCAGCCUCAGCACCUCCCAGAGUGUAGAGGACCUCACGUCCCUAAGUCGAGGCCGCACACGCCAACGCCGCUCUGCUUCAUCCUCUUCCGAUUCCUCCCCUGACUCCCGACCUUCCUCACGCUCUCACGCCCAUUCUCGCCGCCCCCACGCCCACCCUCCCCGCACCAAUCCCCACUGCUCUCCUUGCUUGGCACCGUCUCCCGCGUUGAGGCAGGAGCUAAGAGCCAGAUCACAUCAUGAGCGGAGCAUUAGCGGAGGAAGGGGAAGGAAUUAUAGGUUAAUGAAUGGUUUCGCCACGAACAGGUGCGUGAAAUGCAACAAAGACGCCCGCAUUGACGUCCCAGAGCCAAGAAGAUCGCUGCCUUGGAUUGCGCAAACACCAGCUCGUCGCGUGCUCGCUUAA
Homarus americanus (American lobster) is the source of this 1707-nucleotide messenger RNA. Its product is annotated as serine-rich adhesin for platelets-like. The record is from RefSeq and is a predicted model, not a curated record. The transcript has 8 exons. Lineage: Eukaryota; Metazoa; Arthropoda; Malacostraca; Decapoda; Nephropidae. The coding region runs from base 1 to 1707 and encodes 568 amino acids.